Molecule: messenger RNA, 2547 nt
Organism: Phoenix dactylifera (date palm)
Lineage: Eukaryota; Viridiplantae; Streptophyta; Magnoliopsida; Arecales; Arecaceae
Product: Mitochondrial transcription termination factor family protein
Biological process (GO): regulation of DNA-templated transcription
Molecular function (GO): double-stranded DNA binding
Source: RefSeq, a predicted model, not a curated record
AUAUCCUGUCGGAUAACGCGUGAAGGGUUUUGGGGUCAGGGUUAGGGUUUUGGCGAAACCCUUAGGGAAAUGAUCGAGAAACCAUGUGUGCGUGGGCUCAUCCAUCUCCGAUUGCAUCAAGGUUAAGAAUUCCCCCUUCGAUCGAUCGCCUUCCAUCUGCAAGUCUUGCAUUCUUCAUUCCUUCCCCCGUAAGUUCUUCUCUUCCGCGGAUUUCCUGGAGGUCCGGUUUCUCUUUGAAUCCGAGGCGGUUCCGGAAGUUGCGUAUAUGGUUUUCCGCCGCCUCCAAUGGCCCGAAUCCGCCAGCCUUCGUGGAAGGGCCAGCCGUGGACGAAGCACGGGAGGCCGUCAUGGAGAUGCUGCAAGAAUUCGGAGCUUCGGAAGGGGACUCGACGGUUAUCGCUUCGAAUUCUCCCAAGUAUAUAGAGAUGCUCGUGGGUAACGUUCGAGAAUUGGAUGAGCACGGUCUAUGGAGUUCAUGGAAUGCCGAGAUGGAAGAAGAAAGGGUGGACUUUAUUAGUCUUAGUUUUAAGAAGAAUGUGUACCGCAUGGCGAAGAGUAAAGGAGAUGGCGGGAUACUACCCCUUUUGGAAAGCAUUGGUCUCAAGCUCUCCUCUGCCAUGCUUAUUGCCAGGUAUCUGUCUUCGGAACGGCUUCCCGAGCUAAUCGAAAAGGUAAAAUUUGUGAAGGAAAUGCUAUUUUCAAACAGUGGUUAUGAGGUUGUCGUAGGAAGAAAUGCAAAACGCAUGAUGAUGCACCUAUCAAUUUUUAUAGAUGAGGAUAUUCAGAGUACUUUAUCAUUUUUCGAAAAAAUGGAGGCAAGACAUGGUGUUUUGAACAUGAUAGCAUAUGAAGAUGCCUCAUUUCCAUACAUGAUUGAAUCAUUUCCAAGGCUUCUUUUGUGCUCAACAGAAAACCAUUUGAAACCAUUGGUUGGUUUUCUUGAACUAGUUGGAGUGUCUAAAGCAAGGAUUUCUGCUAUACUUUUAUCAUUUCCUCCCAUCAUUUUCUACGAUAUUGAGAAAGAAAUGAAGCCAAGAAUUCGUGCCCUGGAGAAGGCAGGUGUCAGAGACAAGGAUAUUGGUAGGAUGCUAUUAAAAUAUCCAUGGAUUCUUUCAUCAAGCAUUCAAAGGAAUUAUGCAAAUAUACUUGCAUUCUUCAAUGAAAGAAAGGUUCCAAAGUCUAGUGUGGAUCUUGCCAUCAAAAGUUGGCCCCAUUUGUUAGGAUGUUCAAUUCAGAAGUUGAAGCUAAUUGUGGAGCAACUUAAUCAAUUAGGUGUUAAUAAGAAAAUGCUGGUCCCAGUAAUCACUUCAAGUCCACAGCUGCUACUGAAAAAACCAAAUGAGUUUCUGGAGGUGGUUUCUUAUAUGGAGGAAGUUGGUUUUGAUGGAAAAACCAUAGGGAGGAUCUUAUGUCGCUGCCCAGAAAUAUUUGCCGCUAGUGUCGACAACACCCUCAGGAAGAAAGUCAAAUUCCUCACUGAUUUUGGCAUCUCGAAGGGCUGUCUUCCUCGGGUUAUUAGAAAAUAUCCAGAGCUGCUUCUGUUAGACAUCAAUAACACAUUAAUGCCAAGAAUGAGGUAUUUGAUGGGAAUUGGGCUGUCUAAGAGGGAGGUUUGCUCCAUGAUCUGUAAAUUUUCUCCUCUUUUGGGCUACAGCAUCGAGAUUGUUUUGAAUCCAAAGCUCGAAUUCUUCUUGAGCACCAUGAAGAAGCCCCUGAAGGAACUUGUGGAAUAUCCAAGGUAUUUCAGUUAUUCUCUGGACAAGAAAAUAAAGCCCAGAUUCUGGAUACUCAAGACCAGAAAUGUUGAGUGCAGUUUGAAAGAUAUGUUAGCAAAGAAUGAUGAAGACUUUGCGGCAGAGUACAUGGGUAUCGGGAGACUGCUUGUGGUGCCUUCUCCUGUUCCAAAAGGAGGGGAAAACUAGUUUGGCAGCACAUAUUCAUUUACCCAGCUGAAAUUGACAGGGCUGGUCUCAUGUCGUACCAGGUAUUCUAUGAUCGACGCACAGCAAUACCAAUAUGAAAUGACCGCGAAGCUGGCAGUGGUGGUGCGAUAAGAUACCAAAUGAUACUAAAUUACCAUCAGGCAUUGAUCUUCGCUGAAUCCAUCAUUGUGGCUAAUUGAGGUGGGACACCUGCAGAUGAUGCUGGACGACAAAGACAAUUUUAUCAUAGGUACAAUACAAUUUUAUCAAUUUUACUCUUUCCUUGAAGAGGUGCGGUGGUAUGUCACUUGUGCUUGUACUGCUUAGCCCAAAAGAGGAGAAUUUUAUCAAAAGGUUUUCUUAUCUCAGGUUCCAAAGUCUAGUGUGGAUCUUGCCAUCAAAAGUUGGCCCCAUUUGUUAGGAUGUUCAAUUCAGAAGAUGAAGCUAAUUGUGGAAUAGCUUAAUCAAUUAGGUGUUAAUAAGAAAAUGCUGGUCCCAGUAAUCAUCCUCCUAAUGGAUCAUCAGAAAGUUUUACUGCAUGUAUUACAAUUCUUCUCAUGUUCCAAAUUUUAGAUGUUGCAUAUAAAACAACUCUGAAUAUAUGUAUAAAUUUUUUUUCCGUUUA